GACGUCACCCGCAAGCCCGAGAGCAAGCCCGCGCCGAGACUCAGGCACGCCCUUCCGGUUCUGGCCACGCCCCUCACAGCCACGCCCCCACCCGGCCCCGGCACCGCCCAUCUCCGGCGCCGACAGACCCGUGGACAUGGCGAACCAGGUUAUCAAGUGCAAGGCCGCAGUUGCCUGGGAGGCUGGAAAGCCUCUCUCUAUUGAGGAGGUAGAAGUAGCACCCCCAAAGGCUCAUGAAGUUCGAAUUAAGAUCAUUGCCACUGCACUUUGCCACACUGAUGCCUAUACUUUGAGUGGAGCUGAUCCUGAGGGGUGUUUUCCAGUCAUCUUAGGACAUGAAGGUGCUGGAAUUGUGGAAAGUGUUGGUGAAGGAGUUACUAAGUUUAAGGCAGGUGAUACUGUCAUCCCGCUUUACAUCCCACAGUGUGGAGAAUGCAAAUUUUGUCUAAAUCCAAAAACAAACCUUUGCCAGAAGAUAAGAGUCACUCAAGGGAAAGGAUUAAUGCCAGAUGGUACUAGUAGAUUUACUUGCAAAGGAAAGACAAUUUUACAUUACAUGGGAACCAGCACAUUUUCUGAAUACACAGUUGUGGCUGAUAUCUCAGUUGCUAAAAUAGACCCUUCAGCACCUUUGGAUAAAGUCUGCCUUCUUGGUUGCGGCAUUUCAACUGGGUAUGGUGCUGCGGUGAACACUGCCAAGGUGGAACCUGGCUCUACUUGUGCAGUCUUUGGCCUCGGAGGAGUCGGAUUGGCAACUAUCAUGGGCUGUAAAGUUGCUGGUGCAUCCCGGAUCAUUGGUGUGGACAUCAAUAAAGAUAAAUUUGCAAGGGCCAUAGAAUUUGGAGCCUCCGAAUGUAUUAAUCCCCAAGACUUCAGUAAACCCAUCCAGGAAGUGCUCAUUGAGAUAACUGAUGGAGGAGUGGACUACUCCUUUGAGUGUAUUGGUAAUGUGAAGGUCAUGAGAGCAGCACUUGAGGCAUGCCACAAAGGCUGGGGUGUCAGCGUGGUGGUUGGAGUAGCUGCUUCAGGUGAAGAAAUCUCCACCCGUCCAUUCCAGCUGGUGACAGGUCGCACAUGGAAAGGCACUGCCUUUGGAGGUUGGAAAAGUGUAGAAAGUGUCCCAAAGUUGGUGUCUGAAUAUAUGUCCAAAAAGAUAAAAGUUGAUGAAUUUGUGACUGGCAAUGUGUCCUUUGACCAAAUUAAUGAAGCUUUUGAACUUCUGCAUUCAGGAAAGAGCAUUCGAACUGUUGUUAAGUUUUAAAUUCCAAAACAGAAAAAUCCCAUUCCUAAGUCUUGUGAUCUGAUGGAAACAGCCAGACCAGCGUUUUCCAAGCUCAUAGCUUCUUGGGCCUUCAGUUAACUAUUCGAGGGAAUAGUAUUACUAGGUAUAAUUCAUAAGUCUGCAAUCAAGGACAAGGCCAAUACAGUCACAGAUCUAUUUUCUAGACUCUCCUUCACAUAAAUAAUCAUAGCUCACUAAUAUUACAACAUAAUAAAAGUAAUUUCUAGCAAUUAUAAGUUGUCAUUUCUUUAUACUACAUUCUUCAUGGUUCCUCUGCAUAAUAUCUUCAUUCUGUAAAGGAAAGUUAAAAGAAACUGGGCAGUGCUGCUUUUUUCCUUUUGUCUUGUAUUCAAGAUAUAUGUGAAUACUAAUGGCAAACAUUUUCAUGUUCAAUAAUAAAUGACAGAGCAGUUUUAAUAUA
This is a messenger RNA of Ictidomys tridecemlineatus (thirteen-lined ground squirrel), 1703 nucleotides long. RefSeq names its product alcohol dehydrogenase class-3. Gene Ontology annotation, biological process: formaldehyde catabolic process. Gene Ontology annotation, cellular component: cytosol. NCBI's taxonomy places the organism in Eukaryota, Metazoa, Chordata, Mammalia, Rodentia, Sciuridae. The record is from RefSeq and is a predicted model, not a curated record. Gene Ontology annotation, molecular function: S-(hydroxymethyl)glutathione dehydrogenase [NAD(P)+] activity; zinc ion binding; alcohol dehydrogenase (NAD+) activity.